GUCGGCAUUCAAUCAGAUUGGCAGAUCAAACCGUUUUGGACAUGGAAGAAGUAUUUCUCUCCGGUAUGUUAGGACUCCAAUCACACAAGUGCUACGAAUGUGGACGCUUGUUAAACCCAAAUUAUGGCCACGAGUAUCCAGCAAGAAGAAAAUCCGCCGUUGAAAAAGUCAACGGAUUUGAAACAAAACAAACAGAAAACAGUAUUACCGUGCCAAACAAAUCCCAGCGACGCAAUAGCUCAGCCAACCUAACGCAAGAUGCCUGCGCUAUUCGAGCCUGUCAUCUGACAGGAAAGUAUUACUGUGAACGCUGUCAUUGGAACGACCAGUGGUAUAUACCAGGAUCGAUAUUCUUAUUAAACGACAUGAGCCUUCAACCGAUGUGUCGCUCAGCCUACCUAAAAAUUCGAGUACUUUGGGAUGCAGCAAUCUUCCGAAUUCCAGCUUACUGGCACCAAGAAAAUGCGGAGGCAGCUAAGGUUUUCGAAGUCCGAUCAAGAUUGCAUCAAAUGCUUCGUUACACAUUGGUUUGCGCAGAAGCUUCUGCCCUGAAAGAAUUUGCUGAACUAACUGAACCGGCACAUCUACUUGGUUAUCCAAAUUACAUGCGUAUGGCAGAUGUGAUCAACAUUCUCAACGGGACCCUACAUCCCAAGCUUCAAAGUCAUCUGGAAAGGUGGACGGCACACAUCAACUCAUGUGAAAUUUGUCUUGUGAAUGGACGCCCAACUGAUUUGGAGGCAAAUGUGAUACGAAGUAGACACAGAAAUUCCGUGUCCAUCCUGUGACAUUAUUCUGUUCCACCUAUUCUUGGUAUUUCCGUUUCGGAUGGUCGGAUUGCAAUAAAGACCACCGUCCAGCCAACAGGGGAAUGCCUUCAGCAGCAAAUGUUUUCUCUUCGUUUACGACAGCACGAGUGAUGCGAAAAAAUGUUCCAUUUUCCAUCAACUUUUAAUCCAAGUUCAGAACCGCUCUGCUGGUGUUUGUUUAUUGUGUUGCACAAAUGUCGGAUUUUGCUACCAAGAUGUAAUAAUCAUUCAGAUUUUUCCCUUUUAUAAACACUUUUCUGCGCCGUGCCAAUUUUAGUCCGUUGUGGAUGAGAUGUUUUUCAAGCAACAUUUUGUUUACCGUUUAUGAUGUCGCUACGCGGUCCUGAUUCACAGAAUAAAGUAG
Molecule: messenger RNA, 1173 nt
Organism: Dicrocoelium dendriticum
Lineage: Eukaryota; Metazoa; Platyhelminthes; Trematoda; Plagiorchiida; Dicrocoeliidae
Source: the annotation of a GenBank genome assembly